CUCUCUUACACACAAAUUUACCCUCCAAUAUCGUUUUUUUUUUCCUCUCUCUUUUUCAACUUUCAAUUUUUGUUUCCAAUGGGAAAAUACAUGAAGAAAUCCAAAAUCGCCGGCGACGUCGCAGCCGUAAUCAUGGAAGCUCCAUCACACACCACUACUGUCGGUGUACGGACAAGAGCAAAAACCCUCGCUCUCCAGAAAUCCCCGAUUGCCUCGCCGCAACAUAUGGACUCCUCUUCCUACCUCGAACUUCGCAGUCGCCGCCUCCGUAAACUCCCUCCGCCGCCGCAACCUCGCAGGGAGAACGCCUCUGCCGGAAAUUCGAGACUUCGAGAAUGUUCUGGCAACACGUCGUCGUCCGUUGAAAAAUUGGGGAGUUUUGGUGCUGAAGAGGAGAAUGCUGAUUUAACUGUGGAAGGUUCUUUUGGUGAAAAUUUCUUAGAAAUUGAAGGCAAAGAUAGAAGCACCAGGGAAAGCACACCUUGUAGUUUAAUAAGGGAUUCAAGUGUCAUUCAUACCCCUGGUUCAACGACAAGGCAAAGGACGCAACGAGUAAUUCACGAAAACAUGCAAAGAAAUAUUCCAACAUCUACUGAAAUGGAUGAGUUCUUUGCUUUGGCAGAGAAGCAGCAACAAGCAAAUUUUAUGGAAAAGUACAAUUUUGAUGUAGUUAAUGAUGUACCUCUACCAGGACGGUAUGAAUGGGUCCCUGUACUUAACUAGGACAAGCUUUAACCAGCCAUUUGGAUUUCAAGCAGAGCUAUUAGACUUGUAAUUUAGCAGAGCUAGCAACUUUCACUAACCAUUUAGAUCGCUUGAGAUCUUCUUGUUCAACAUAAGAGAAGGGUUCUACAUAGUUUAGAAGACAUUUCUAAUAUAAGUAAUUUAGAGUUAUUCAAUGUAUUUCUUAUAUGUAGGGGUAGGGGGUAUAUGGAUCUCAGCAUUUUCUUUUCUUUUUUGCUGUUAACUUGUGUCUAUAAUUUAGCAGGGAUUUUUAAUCUUUAAUCAAUGCAGUAACUUAUCCUUUUAUGGCUCACAA
Messenger RNA from Trifolium pratense (red clover), 1039 nucleotides. Its product is annotated as cyclin-dependent kinase inhibitor 4-like. The transcript has 3 exons. The coding region runs from base 79 to 723 and encodes 214 amino acids. Gene Ontology annotation, cellular component: nucleus. Gene Ontology annotation, molecular function: cyclin-dependent protein serine/threonine kinase inhibitor activity. Gene Ontology annotation, biological process: negative regulation of cyclin-dependent protein serine/threonine kinase activity. Lineage: Eukaryota; Viridiplantae; Streptophyta; Magnoliopsida; Fabales; Fabaceae. The record is from RefSeq and is a predicted model, not a curated record.